This is a messenger RNA of Metarhizium brunneum ARSEF 3297, 1749 nucleotides long. RefSeq lists its product as uncharacterized. The record is from RefSeq and is a predicted model, not a curated record. Gene Ontology annotation, cellular component: small-subunit processome; box C/D methylation guide snoRNP complex. NCBI's taxonomy places the organism in Eukaryota, Fungi, Ascomycota, Sordariomycetes, Hypocreales, Clavicipitaceae. Gene Ontology annotation, molecular function: RNA binding; histone H2AQ104 methyltransferase activity; rRNA methyltransferase activity. Gene Ontology annotation, biological process: box C/D sno(s)RNA 3'-end processing; rRNA methylation.
AUGGCCUCGGCGUACAGCGUGUACCAUGGCGCUUCCAACGGUUCCCCAUACACCAUUACUGCCAUGGGUCGAUGGUCCUGUCUGAACAAAACUCUGCCUCCUGCCGACAAAAUCAAGGCCCUUCACGUUUACGACUUCGACAAUACGUUAUUCAAAACGCCGCUGCCCAACCCGGCUCUUUGGGCUGGUCAGACAAUAGGACUCCUGGCUACUCAGGAAGCCUUCACUAACGGCGGAUGGUGGCACGAUAACCGUAUUCUCGCCGCAACGGGCGAGGGUCUGGAGAAAGAAGAGCCUCGGGCAUGGGACGGAUGGUGGAAUGAAAAAAUCGUCCAACUUGUUGAGCUGACCAUCAAGCAGCCUGACGCUCUAUGCGUCUUGUUGACUGGUCGCUCCGAGAAGGGAUUCAGCGAACUGGUCAAAAGGAUGGUUGCCGCCAAGGGUCUCGACUUCGACAUCGUUUGUCUCAAGCCGCAAGUCAGCCCGACGAAUCAGCGAUUUCAAAAUACCAUGCACUUCAAGCAGCUGUUUCUCAAUGCACUCAUGGAGACUUACAAGGGGGCUACUGAAAUUAGAGUAUAUGAGGACCGGCCAAAGCACACGAAUGGGUUCCGCGAGUUUUUCAGCGAGUACAACCGUCGACAGAACGCCUCCCCAACCCGUGGCCCUAUCGACGCCGAGGUAAUCCAAGUAGCUGACACUUCAACCACGUUGGAUCCAGUCAUGGAGGUUGCCGAAGUGCAGCACAUGAUCAAGUUACACAACAAUUCCAUUAUGCGGCAACCGAUGCACCUACGACCAAACAGACUGCAGAUCAAGAAGACCGUGUUCUUCACGAGCUACAUGAUAAAUUCCGAGGAUAGCAAGAAGCUCAUGAAGCUUGUCCAAUUACCAUCAGGGCUAGCCGGCAACGAGCUAAAGAUCCAUGCCAACAAUAUCCUGAUUUGUCCGCGGCCCUGCCCCUCGAGCAUUCUCGACAAAGUUGGUGGCAUGGGGAGCAAGAUGUUGUGGGAGGUAACAGGCACCGCGUGUUACGAUAACAGCAUCUGGGCGGCAUGCGUGCGACCUGUUCCAUCCACAGCAGCAUAUCAUACAGACAAUCCUGUGCCAUUAGUGGUACUAGCCCUCAGGAAAGGUGCGCGACCUGUGGAUGCUGGCAGAAUUGAGCACUGGCAGCCGUUGGCAGCCGGGCAAUCUUUUGUUUUCGAAACUACAGUAGGCGAAAAGGUCAUUCUGCGUGUCGAGGACGAAGAUCCCAGAAAGGACGAGUACGAGAGUUUAUUUGCGAACAGGCAUUCCAAGAGAAAACAUGUUGGCGAUGACGGCAGGGUUGCUAACAGCACACACGGACAAUACGGUGGUCGUAAUGAAUCAAGGGGUUUCCAUUCAGGCAGCCGAGGGGGAGGUCGUGGCAGAGCUAAUCCCUCUCGAGGCUUCCGCGGCGGUGCAAGAGGAGCAGGCAGGGGUGGUGGGAGAGGCAGAGGUGCUGGUUAUCACUACCGAUCCCUGGACGAUGUCGAGCCUAAGAAUCAGCAACCCGGAUAUGGCCAACCAGUUGGCUACGACGACGCCCACCCACAUCUGAACCAGCCGCAAUCUCAGGCUCCGCCAACAGGUCCGAAAGCAUCUCUCGGUCGUGGGGGAUCGUAUCAAGGACGAGGGGGCGGCCGUGGAGGUGGUCGAGGCGGUGGACGCCCCAUGGGCGGAGGGCAGGCUGCGAACAACACCGACCUGCAAAACUACUACUAG